AUGCCGCGAAUCUACCUCAAGAAUUUCCCCCAAUCAGCCGGCGAGCAGGAGAUACGCCAGUUCUUCAGAAAGUAUUCAGCGGAUAUCGAAGGCGUCAAUCUUGUCGAGAAGAAAAACGAGGACGUCGUUAUUUCGCGUUUUGCGUUUCUUCAAAUCCGCGACGACUGCGCCAAUCUGCAAAGGCUUCUCAAGGAAAACGGAAAAGAGUGGGACGGCGCUAGAAUCGAAGUGAAACAGGCGAAGGAGAGCUUCAGAGAGCGGGCGGCGAAACUGCGACAGGAGAAAAAAGAAGUCGAAAAUAAAGAAAACUUCCAAGCGCCUUUUCAAGCUGCCAAAUUCGAAAAAAGCGACUCGGAUGAUUCCUCCUCUUCUUCGGAUGAUGAUGAUGAAUCAAUUGAAGAACAAAAAGAACAGAAGAAACGAAAACUCGCCGAGGCUUCCAAACUUUUGCAAGCGAAACUAUCCCAACGAAAGAAACACAUUUUCUUUUGCGAACUGUAUGAAAAGGAAAGCGCCAAAGCAAAAACGCACGGAGAUGAUCGUCGAAAAGACGCGUUGUCUGAAAGAGAAGCGCGUUUUCAGCGGAUGAAAAUGGCAAAGCCAAGCGGCACAAAAGUCAGGUUCGAUUCAAGUGACGAAGAUGAAGAGACCGGGAAAGGACGCGACUUGCUGGACGGAUCGGGAUCAGAAGAAGAGAUGGAACCUGAUUUCUCGUCGAAGAUGCGUCCCGAGUUUGGAGACGCUUCUGGAGCUGGACUCUUUCAAAUGGAACAGAACUUUAAUGACGAGAGAUUUAAACUUGAUGAACAUUUCAAAGACGACGAAAGACUUCAGGAGAAAGUAAGCAGGCAAAAGCAACAGGAACUGCGAGCACGGAGAAAACGCGAGUUCCAAAACACCGUCUACAACCCAUACGCGUCCGAUGACGAAUCAGAGAACGAAGAAAAUGCCUUCGACCAGAAUCAAUUCACGAAUUUAAAAGCGCCAGAAAUAUCAGCUGAGACGCACUUUGGCGUGAAGAAGUUGAACAUCGGGGUCGAAGAAAGUGAAACAGGCGAGCAAGCGGCGGGCGGCUUUUCUUUGCUGUCGAUGUUUAACAGGCCUGAGGGUCAGGACGAAGAUGCAAGUGCUGAAGACGGAGAUCAGAUGGAUGACGGAGUAUCAACAGUCCGGAAAGCGCCCCCGCAGAUAACGAAAGUGCUAUUGGGCGGAGAGCGCGAAGAAGUUGACUUUAAUUUUUGGCAAACGUAUGACUUGAAGAAGUUCAAAGUCGACAAGGCGAAAGUGAUCGAAGAAAGACGAGCAUUGCGCCAAAAAUCAAAGCAAGACUAUUACAACAUCGCGAGAAGGCAUAAAGUAACCAAGCUCGGUCAUGAUGCGCUGCUAGAAAAACUCUUUCAAUGGUGGUGA
This is a messenger RNA of Oikopleura dioica, 1410 nucleotides long. The record is from the annotation of a GenBank genome assembly. Lineage: Eukaryota; Metazoa; Chordata; Appendicularia; Copelata; Oikopleuridae.